CAUUAGUAGAAAAAUGUAACGUCCUGCCUCGGAGAUUCGUCUCGGCUUCGCCCUAGGUUUUCAUCUUACACGGCGCACACUUUUCCCUUCACCAACGUAGCUAUCUCUGCUUCGGCUGCCUCUUCCCUCGAAUUCCCGAACUCUAACAUCUUAGCCUCAUUAAGGAAACCCUAAUAUUGUACUUUCGUUAGUUGUCGCUCCAUUCGGCAUCCUCGAGCAAAUUCAAGCUUCGAACGUAUUUCACCUUCGGCUUCUUUAAGGAUUACUGCUGAAAGGCCGUUAUGAGCGCGGGAAUAUUCAUCAUUUUUUCUUCCAUUUCCUCUGUUUUUCUUUAGAUGGGCAAGGGUGUUCGAGGCAGGGAUAGGCCAUAUACUGAGUACUCACCUAGAUAUGGAGAGAGAGAACGACGAAGUGGCUGGGGCGUAGCUCCUCCUUCACGGAAGCUCUGGGUGGGGAACUUAAGCUCUCAUGUUACAGAAAGCGUUCUCUCGGAGCAGUUCCUUAGAUUUGGCGACAUUGAAAGCAUAGCAUAUUUACCUGGCAGAAGCUAUGCUUAUGUCAACUUUAAAAAGGAGGAGGAUGCUGUGCUUGCAUUGAGAGCACUUCAUGGGUCAAAUCUUGCAGGGAUGCCUCUUAGAAUCGAGUUUGCAAAGGGGGAUGAGGCGUAUCUGCAUCAUAAAAAUGACAGGCGAUCAAUGGAUAGGGGUGAACCACCUUUGAGAAGAGAUUUAAGAACUCAGAAUAUUAGCCCUGAAAGAUCUUCUGAUAAGUCCAAGGGCCAUAGGAGUGCUGAACCUAGUGAGGUUCUAUGGAUAGGGUUUCCAUCAUCGUUGAAUGUUGAUGAAAUAACUUUAAGAAGGGCAUUUUCACCUUUCGGUGAAAUUGAGAAAAUUACUUCAUUUCCAGGUCGUAGCUAUGCAUUUGUUCGUUUUAGGAGUGUGGUGGCAGCUUGCAGGGCUAAAGAAGCUCUGCAUGGGAAGCUUCUUAACAAUCCUCGUGUUAACAUAUGUUUUGCCAGGAGUGAUAUGCCAUCUGAACAUGGAAAGGGUCUUGCAAAUAGUCCUUUCUCUUCACAUUUGAAGUCUAACUUUUUACCUGGGUCAAGUGCAAAAGUCCUUGAGCCCUUACAUGGUGAUGAACGCUUUGAGAGUCCAGUCAGAGAUUUUCACAGGGCUUCUCCACCAUUUGGUUCUAGCCUUGAUAGGGGGUCUCGUGAUCAACAUGCUCUAGAUUUGGUUAGGAGUAAGUCAUCCCGGUUUGGUUCUGAGCGAGAACCAAUUUUUUCUAGUACUUAUGAGAACAUGAGAUUGCGAGAAUUUGCAUCUGACAGAAGGACAACAGAAGAAUUUUUCGAAAGACACAGGACCAAUCCAGCAGACAAGAUUCCACCUUCGCAUAAUCUUACUUUUGAAAGACCUCAAAGAGUUCCACCCUUCGCGGAUUCGUGGGACAUAGAGGACAGAUCAUUUCCUUUAGCAAAGAAACUUAAAAUUGAUUUAAUAUCUGAUAAAGAUCUUCCGGAGUAUCCUUUUUCAGAUUUAGAACAAGAAAAGCGUGAUAGCUUACAAAAGCCAUUCCUUGAUUUGCCAGACCAUCAUGGUUAUAACAAGCCUCUAGAUUCUGUUCCUUUCAGUUUAAAAGGUGCUCAUGAUUUUUCAAGGAACCUAAAUCGUCUUCAUGCAGAAAAAGAUGAUUCUUGGGGCAACAUUGGCCGCUUAAAUUCAGUUUCUAGACCAUUAUCUAAUAAUUCACCAAAAUUACAGAGAUCUAAUCCUGAAUCUCAUAAACCUCCCCCACUUGAUGAAAUAUGGAAGUGGGAGGGAACAAUAGCUAAAGGUGGAACACCUGUUUGUCGGGCUCGGUGCUUUCCCGUCGGUAAACUUCUCGAUUUUAUGCUGCCUGAGUUUCUGAACUGCACUUCUAGGACUGGCCUUGAUAUGCUUGCAAAACAUUAUUAUCAAGCAGUGAGUACUUGGGUGGUAUUUUUUGUUCCUGAAAGUGAUGCAGAUAUUGGUUUCUAUAGUGAAUUCAUGCAUUAUCUUGGUGAGAAGCAGCGGGCGGCUGUUGCUAAGCUUGGAGAAAAGGUUACUUUAUUCCUUGUUCCACCAUCAGACUUUUCUGAACAAGUACUGAAAGUACCAGGAAAAGUGAGCAUAUCUGGUGUCAUUCUAAAGUUCCAACAAAAUGCUUCAAACUUCAGUUCUCUCCAACAUCCAAUGGAUUUCACAGACCCAAUAGCCCCAUCCCUUACUCAGAGAUCAAAUGAAGGGCUUAAAAUUCAUGAAGGCACUUCAUUCCUGAAACCAAGUUCCCCUGAUUUCAGGUCAUUUUCUCAUAAACAAAACCACACAGCCUCCUCAUCAGGAUAUUUAACUCCAGCCAUUUUUCCACCACCAUCUAAACGGGAUGACAGUUUCCCUUACUCGGUUCCUGCUCGCGGAGAAAAACUACAUGAUACACGAAUGGAUGGAGCCCAUGACCAAUUUCAACUUUAUAAUCCUCCUUUGACAACUAACUGGUCUGGUAACCUACCCGUUUCUAGCUCCAGCAUGGGAAGUUUCAUUGCUACUCCAAAUGCUUCUUCACAACAAUUUGGUCAAUCUUUCUCAAAAGAAGCAUUCAAUUCAAGAGUUGCUCAAGGGACUGAUUUGAGUGGUUAUAUGCCUGAGACUUUACCUUCAACUUCGGCAAACAAGUUUCCUCCACAGCAGGAGAUCAAAUCUCAGGCUUCUUCGGCAACAUCAAUAUCUCUCCAACCUGAACAACUUGCUCAUCUUGCAGCUCUUCUUGGGAACCAAAAACAAUCUGGAGAAGAUGAAAGGGGAAAUUACUCAAUCUUGCCACAGAAUCCUUCCCAGACUCAUACAUCUAUGCUGUAUAACAACUCUGUCUUGCCGCAUGCCCAGACUUCUAUUUCCCCUGCCAAUUCAUCUUUUCCUUCUGCAUCUGUAGAACAUCAGAUUGGCCGCGGGCAGCAACCGCAGUUGCAAGGGCCACAACCACCUGAUGCCCCUCCAGUCCAAAACGUUGGGCAACAGGCUAAUCAACAAGAACCAAACAGCUCCAGGGAAGACACGGAAGCAGAUCCUGAGAAGCGUUUGCAGGCAACUCUGCAGUUGGCUGCAGCUCUUCUUCAGCAAAUCCAGCAGCGAGCAAAGGCUGUUGAUUAGUGCUGGAUAUAAGCGGAUUUGAUGGCAUACAUGGCUGGAGCCAGACAACCCUUUCCUUGAAGCUACGAGGUUUGAUGUUUGAUUUAUUGAGCUCUCACUCUUACAUGUAACUUUGCUUAUAGGCAACCAUCAAUUUUUUGUUCGUCUCUGUCGUGCAACACUAAAUCUGUGAGACUUACGGAUGAAUUAAAUAGUAGAAUGAUCUGAUUAUUCUUUUUGGUUUGAUUAGACUUUGCAGUAGCAAAGUCUGGAAAGACUCAUCAACAAUAGGCUUGUCUUUGUGUUUUAUUGGUUAUUGUUUUCAAACUGAGGUAUCUGUGAUGAGAUCUUUGUGAUA
Dendrobium catenatum is the source of this 3507-nucleotide messenger RNA. RefSeq names its product flowering time control protein FPA. Gene Ontology annotation, molecular function: RNA binding. The coding region runs from base 336 to 3170 and encodes 944 amino acids. The record is from RefSeq and is a predicted model, not a curated record. The transcript is spliced from 5 exons. NCBI's taxonomy places the organism in Eukaryota, Viridiplantae, Streptophyta, Magnoliopsida, Asparagales, Orchidaceae.